AUGCGCAACACUCGAAGUAACGCGGCGGCGGCUGCAAAAGUACCAAGAGAGGCGCGCGAUUCCCCGGCCAAGCCACAGAUGUCAAUCGAGCAAGAAACAGUAUCGCAGAGAUACCCAUUAGCUCGCCGCAACCCUCCGUUUGAGGCGGCUCAACGAGGGUCCAGUAUCUCAACCAACCCAGCGAGGCCUGACGACGAAACUGAGUUUAUAGAUGACGAUGACGAGUAUUUCCAACGUGACGAACCUGGCAGCCAACCGAAGGAGGUCGAGAUAUCGAGUGAACACUCCCGGUCGAGCCCAGAGCUCGAUCCUGAGAAAUUGAAGAAUAUUAAGAUCCUCGAGCCUCUGGUCCCAGAUUUGGCCAGGGUUGCUGAUAGUCUGUACAAAUUCUCGAAGCAGAAACCAUUGGAUAAUGAGAGUUUUCAAGGAACCUUGGGCGUCAAGAGAUACGCUUUCGAUAGCAUGCAAAACAGCUUUAAAAGGCUUGGGCAACCAUACAAGGGCGACUUCGUUGAAAUCACAAGCUUCAUGGAAUUAGGCUCUACACAACGACAAAGAUCUCUGGUCGGUCAGAUCGCCCGCGUCAAUACCGUUAUAGCCUACGACAGGAUCAACAAUAUUGGGGAUGACCAAACGCCAGAAAUCUUCAAGUUUCUCAAAACUUUCAACGAGGCCUUCCCCGACUACUUUCUUCUGGCCCCUGAAAUGUUCCAAGAACCUGAGGUAAUUUUGGAUAUGCGGACCUGGCUACUCGUUGAAACUCUUUCACUUACCGACGGUCAAAGUAAUAUUGAGGAAGCGCUCGUUGAGAUAUUCUGUGACUCUUACAAGAUAGGCAACCUCGCCAACGUGGAAGAACAGUCCAACUAUCCAGCGCUUUUGUCAGGGCACUACUUUCGAGAAGUUGGCGACAGUGGCCACGUCGACACUGAGGAACUCUGCUCAACACGCAUACUCGAAAUAAUCGAAGUCUUCAAAAAAAGGGGAAAACGCAAUGCAAUCUCGCAUCUAUUAGAGAAGUACCCUCUUCGGAAGCUGCUCAGAGAUCUCAGAGGCUGCUUUGACGCCAUGUACAAUAUCUCGGCUGACGAGGAGAGUGUUCCCGUCGGCACCCAGUCACCAUACCCUGAUCACCAGGCUACCGUAGAGAGUGUUCCUGUUGGUACUCAGUCACCAUACCCCGAUGAGCAGCCUAUUGAAGAGAGUCAAAGUGAUCCUUUCGGCUCUGACUCUCAGUCGAUCGUUCGUGCAGAAACUCAAGACGCAGAGCCCACUCUCUUCGUUGACAAACGAUCACUUCUCGCUCUAGAACGUGGCAUCCAGGGAGAUGGUACUCUCCCACCUCCCAAUCAGCAACCUGCCGGGCCCAAAUCAAUUCCUCGUGACUAUCAUCAGCAUGCGAACGCUGACCUCCUAGGCAGUCCAUUUCCUCCUGCAAGUUCUUUCCGAGUCGUUUCCAACAGCGACAGAAGCCAGUAUCAGGGCCACAAACGACCGCGAUCUGUCACAACAGAAGACGACGACGAAGAUGAUCCUUUUGAAACUGACGACCGUCGCGUGAAUCCGACGAGACGUGCUGAAUUGAAACGACAAAUGCCCCCACCGCCCAGGCCAGAGUCGAUCUCUAGAUCUCUCCCGAGACGUGUCCCCGUUCCUUCGUCUGCAAGAUCUGUGCCUCCUGCUUUUGAUCAGGAAUCCCUCCGGGAUUCGACUUCCCAAGCGGAUUCGCGGCCGCCAUCGUCCUCCGUGGUCAAUUACGAUGUACUUAAAAAGGCAGCAUCUCAAAGAAAUAGAGAAGCACGCUUGGCAGAUCCGGGCAGACAGGGGCCAAGACAGCGCGUCUCUUGGAGCGAUCAUGACACCCAGCUGCUACUUGAUUACAUUCAAGAACAUGGCGCUCGCUGGUCGAUGAUUGAGUCGGAGUGCAACCAUUAUUUUGAGCAUCCACGAAAUCAACAGGCUUACCGUGACAGAGCACGCAACCUCAAAACUGAGCUUCUUAUCACGGAUGCGGUCCUGCCACCAAACUUUAAUGACGUUGUUUUGGGCAGCAAAGAGAUUAUCAGGGUAAAGGCAGUCGGAAAGAACCCUGAUCGCAGGGAGGAGGAUGUUGACGCCGAUGGGGACCCUAUUAAUACUGAGCUUCCGGAAUCCACACCAUUUUGA
Fusarium pseudograminearum CS3096 is the source of this 2166-nucleotide messenger RNA. RefSeq lists its product as uncharacterized. The record is from RefSeq and is a predicted model, not a curated record. The coding region runs from base 1 to 2166 and encodes 721 amino acids. Lineage: Eukaryota; Fungi; Ascomycota; Sordariomycetes; Hypocreales; Nectriaceae. The transcript has 2 exons.